AUGAAUACUGCUAUCCUCUACUCAUCUUACUUCUGCAUUGCUAUUCAACUCCCAUCCGCUCUUGGAGAUGUCUACCACUGGUCCAGCAGUGAGGUUGGCGCUGGUUAUGUUGUUGUCGGAGUAGCCAUGGUGAUUGGAUCUAUUUGCGGAGGCCGGUUUUCUGACUGGAGACGCAAGCAAUCAGUUCAAAUGCACGGAGAGACCAAUAUUCACCCCGAAGCACGCUUGAAUGACCAAAUCUGGGGACUUUUCCUAGCUUCUGCGGGAUUGAUCAUGUUUGGGUUCUUUGUGGAGCAUGCACUUCACCCGGCCGCUACUUUGAUUUCUACCUUCGUCGUCGGAAUUGGGAUGUCGUGGAUGUUUGUUGCGUCGAACGCGUUCUUGACAUUGUGUCUUGCGCAGCAAGCUGCAGGGGCUUUUGCUUUGGGCAACAUGUUACGCAGCCCUGCUGCUGCUGUAGCUGCAGCAAUAAUCACACCCUUUGUGCAAAAGAUGGGCUGGGGAUACUGCUUCCUUGGCUUGGGACUUUUGAACUUGGUUGGGAUAGGUUCGAUGUUGAUUGUUCUACGGAUGCAAUCCACCCGAUGGGCAAAAGCAAGACUAGCUAAGGGGGCGCAAACUGGGCAUCAGAAUACUUCUCCGAAAUCAAACUGA
Messenger RNA from Penicillium mononematosum, 654 nucleotides. RefSeq names its product MFS transporter. The record is from RefSeq and is a predicted model, not a curated record. The transcript has 2 exons. Bases 1 to 654 code for a protein of 217 amino acids. Gene Ontology annotation, molecular function: amine transmembrane transporter activity. NCBI's taxonomy places the organism in Eukaryota, Fungi, Ascomycota, Eurotiomycetes, Eurotiales, Aspergillaceae. Gene Ontology annotation, biological process: transmembrane transport; amine transport.